Molecule: messenger RNA, 3578 nt
Organism: Gallus gallus (chicken)
Lineage: Eukaryota; Metazoa; Chordata; Aves; Galliformes; Phasianidae
Gene: INTU
Product: inturned planar cell polarity protein
Exons: 16
Coding region: 19-2820 (933 amino acids)
Biological process (GO): cilium assembly; establishment of planar polarity; vesicle-mediated transport
Cellular component (GO): cilium; cytoplasm
Molecular function (GO): protein binding
Source: RefSeq, a predicted model, not a curated record
GGGCGAGCAGGGAGAGUCAUGGCGUCCGAGGGGGACGGCGCGAGCGGAGUAGCUGUGGGUGUGGAGCCGCUGCAGGGUGGCAGCACGGGGUGCGCGGACACCGGCAGCGAGAGCGGCUCGGACAGCACCUCGCUGUCCGCCAGCUCCGAUGACCUUGAGCCUGAAUGGUUGGAUGGUGUGCAGAAAAAUGGGGAGCUAUUUUAUUUAGAAAUGAGUGAAAGUGAAGAAGAAACUUUACUUCAGAACGCCUGUCCAGAAAUACCAUCGGUGAAUCAUGUCAGAUUUCGUGAAAAUGAAGCGGAAGUUAUUCAGGAGGGAUCACGAAAAGAAAGAAAGUAUGAACUGAAGAAACUGACAAAAAUCUUAAAGAAGAAGAAUCUUUUACCAAAGCAUUCUAGUAAGAAAGGAAGUGGAAGCUGUAACGUGCGCUCCAGUGGUCCAACUUCCAUACUGAAACACCACUCCACUCAGAAAAUGGGUGAAAUACAGCAGAAGUACAAAGAUAUCUAUGUUUAUGUAAAUCCCAGAAAACUGUUGGGGAAUGCUGGAGAAGAUGAGCAGCACAGGCUGCUAGAGGCCUUGGUAGGAAUUCUCCAUCAGUCUUCGUGGAGCAGCAGAAGAGCAGAAAAACAAGGCAAGAAGGAUAAGGUCACCAGAGGAAUCAGUGAAGAGAAGCUUGUAGUACAUGGCUUGGUGCCUGGCGGUUCAGCAAUGAAAACAGGCCAAAUAUUGAUUGGAGAUGCUCUAGUUGCUGUAAAUGAUGUCGAUGUGAAUUCUGAAAACAUAGAAAGAGUUUUGUCUUGCAUUCCAGGUCCUAUGCAGGUAAAACUCACAUUUGAGACAUCGGUAUUUGAACCUGAAGGAGCCUCUCAGCAAAGACAUAAACGGGAGCAGUCAAGUAUGAACAACCUGGUUCGGCUUUUGUGGGGGGAAGACAGCACGGGCCUUCAACAGGCUGUACAGACCGUUCCUCAUAUUGUUAUGUUCCUCUCACUGAAACUGGACUCUGAAACAGCUAAGGAUGAGCAAGAAAUUCUUUAUCAGUACCCCAUGUCAGAAGCAUCCCAAAAACUGAAAAACGUGAGGGGAAUAUUUCUCACCCUGUCUGACAUAAUGGAAAGUGUUACUGGUGCCCAGAUUCUCAGUUCCUCCCUUUUCUUGUGUGAAAAACUAGUUCAAGUUGUUUACUGGAAAGAAUGUGACAAGUUGCUCGUGAUUGGCCUUCCUGAAGAAAAUGUGUCGCUUACUCAGCUGAGGAACAUGAUUGAAGAUGUUGUCAGGACCUUAAAAUUUAUGUACAGCUCUUUAGACAGUGCUUUUUGCCAGGUGGAACAUGUUUCUCGUCUGGAUCAUUUUUUCAACCUGUUCUUCCAGCGAGCACUUCAGCCUGCAAGACUCAACUCAAAUGCCAGCCCCAGUGCUCAACACUACACUACCUGCAGUGCAUUAUUCUUAGACAGCCUCCCAGGCUUGCGCUGGCUGACUUUGCCUCAGGAAAUCAAGAUGGAAAUUGACACGGCACUGAGUGAUCUUGAAGCAGCUGAUUUUGCUGAACUGUCUGAAGAUUACUACAACAUGAGAAGAUUAUAUAUGAUUAUGGGCUCCUGUCUCUUCUACAAGGGUUACUUGAUUGGCAAUCACUUGCCAAAGGAAGAUCUCAUUGAUAUAGGUUUAUAUAGCCAGCACUAUUGUCUGUUACCCUUGGCAGCAGAACAGAAGAUUGGUCAGUUAGUGAUAUGGCGGGAAGUAUUUCCACAACAUCAUAUCCAAUCAUGUGAAGUGCCAGAUUUUACAGGAUACACUGAACCCGAAGCGAGAUACUUCUUAUUGAUAGUUGGCUUGAGACACUUUAUGCUGUGUGUUCUGCUAGAGGCAGGAGGCUGUGCAUCAAAAGCCAUUGGGAAUCCAGGACCAGACUGUAUAUAUGUAGACCAGGUCAAAGCCACUAUACUUCAACUGGAAGGUAUAGAUGCCAGCAUAGAGGAGAGGCUAGAUUCUCCUUCCAUUCCACCUUUAUCUUGUGCUGACUGGUUCCUUCCUACAACACGUGACAAACUGGAGAGCUUAACCACCUCACCUAUCCUAAGUAAGAUACAAAAUGCCUCCAGAACAGGAACUACUCCAGCAAGCAAAAGGACUCUGUUUGGUGACUCUUCCUUAACAACACGUAAGCCAAGUCCUACAAGAAACAGUGGAGGACCUGACCAUGGUAAUGAAGGUCCUGCAGAAGAUGAAAGCAAUAAUCUACACUCUCUAGCAGAUCAGGUUGCUAGAAAAAAACAUACUCUACCAAAUCCAUUUCAUUUAGGAAACCUUAAGAAGAACUUGUCAGAGAAGGACAUGGAACUUUUUAACACUAUCAAGUUGACAUCUGGUCCUGAGAAUACCCUAUUCCACUAUCUAUCUUUGGAAACAAUGCAUGGAAUCUUUAUUACUCCGACUCACAAGGAAGUUGCACGGCUCGGGGGCUCCAUCCACCCUCGGUUAAUUGAGAAUUUCCAUCGUUGCUGUCUCUCAAUUCGUUCAGUUUUUCAGCAGUGCAUGAUGAAAGAAAAAAAGAAGAAAGCAGGCAGUAAGAUCUCAGAAUUUAGUAGUACCGAUGAAGACAUUGGUCCAGUAAGGGAACACGGAGUUCUGUUUGAGUGCUCUCCUGAGAACUGGAAUGAUCAGAAGAAACCACCACCAACACUGAGUUACUGGGUUGUGGGGAGACUCUUCUUGCAUCCAAAACCACAGGAGUUUUAUGUUUGUUUCCAUGACUCAGUCGCGGAAGUCGCUGUUGAGCUGGCCUUUAAGCUGUCCUUCGGUUUAGCUACGUAGAUGAACUUCCUGAAUAUUCAGCCAUCCUUGUUCUCAUCUCUCAAAGCAUUUAAGGGUAGCGAGAAAUUAACUCAAUUGAGGUGACUGCCGAUGGUUCACCUUUGAAAUGCUUUUAAAAAGGUAAAUCUACCUUUUGAUUUGACACCGAUGAAACUUUAGAGAUGAUUCUAAUGACCUCAUCAGUUGAAUACUUAUAAAAAAUUUCAGAGCACCAAAGUUUUUGUAUUUAUCUAUUGUCAAAUUAUUUAUCCUCCUUGUAACUUCAUUAUGUGAAGGCCUCCCAUAAUAAGUACAUUCACUGCUCUUCACUGUCCAGUAUUCAAUGUGAAAUGAUACACUGAUAUCCUCAAAGUGCUCUGUGAAUAUUUGGCAGUCACUGAUAGGGAAAAGUAAAUUUCCCAAUUAAUGAAAACUUUGUGCUUCUAAGCACAUGAAAAAUACACAAAUAUUUUCAGUAACAUUGUGUUAAUCACAACAAAAAGAAACCUUUUAAAAGAAUGAUGAUGUUUAGCCACCCAAAACUGGUGGUGUAACAUUUUUGCUAGUGCACACUGUUAGACCUACAGCGGUAACUGAUGUUUUACCUGAUUUCAUGACUUUUAUCAUAAAUAAUGCUUACAUUUGUUAAAAAAGCAGUUUUGAAGACACAGAAGAGGUGUGCUGAGGGUGAUAUUUUUGUUUAAGACCAAUGCAUGGAUAGCUACUUUUGUAUUAUGUUCAUAAUUUCAUAAUAAAAAAUGUAUAUUUUUAAAAGACCA